Messenger RNA from Chilo suppressalis (striped riceborer), 1201 nucleotides. The record is from the annotation of a GenBank genome assembly. Lineage: Eukaryota; Metazoa; Arthropoda; Insecta; Lepidoptera; Crambidae.
GUGCCUAAAAGUAAACACUGGUUUAUAGCAAAAGAAAAUCGUAUAAAAUGAGAAAUCUGAUAAAAAGAUUGUUUCUAGCUACAAAUUUAUCAACUAACAGAAGUAUUCAUGUAAGAUUGUAUGCUAAAAGUGCAAAAGAAAACAAAAAGAAGGAAGAAUUGGAAGAUACUGUUGAACUUAAGAAGAACAUAGUCGUGGAAAAGUUCAACGGCAUAACAACUAUAAAUAUUGACCGUCAACACACGCGGAACAGUCUCGACGAAGCAACACUUAGGGAAAUGACUGCAGCUAUCAAUGCAUUUGAAAAAGAUGAGACUUCUAAAGUGCUUGUUUUCAAUGGUGAAGGUGGUUCGUUUUGCUCUGGAUUUGACAUAGAUGAAGUCGAUGCCAAAGGAUAUAACAACAUGAAAGAUGCUGCGGUAAGGCUACUUCAAAGACCACUUUGCGAUAAAACAACUAUAGCAGCAGUGUCAGGCUAUGCAGUUGCUGAAGGAUUUGAAUUGGCUUUAGCAUGUGACCUUCGUGUCAUUGAGGACACUGCUGUCAUGGGAUGCUUGGGGAGAAGGUUUGGUGUACCACAAUCGUUGUUUGGUGCCAGGCGUCUCACUGCUCUCGUGGGGUUGUCCCGUGCACUCGACCUGCUGAUAACUGGCAAACUUAUAUCUGGUGUGGAGGCACAACAAGCAGGGCUCUGCUCCAAGCUCACGGCUACAGGCACUGCUUUAGGAGAAGCAAUGAAACUCGCGAAAUCCCUAACAAAAUUCCCUCAGAAUGCGUUAAUGAUGGACAAGAUGGCUGCCGUCAACUCCCAGUUGAACCCGAACAGCGAUGAAAGUAUGAGGGAUGAAGCUGUCAUGACCAGCUUAUUGGGGGGAGCUAUAGAGGAUAUCAAGGCUGGAGUCAAGAAGUUCCAGGGUGGUAUUGGGAAGCAUGGCAAAUUCUACAAACUGACAGAUGCACCUCUAAAGCACUGGGAGUUUGAAGAGACUUUUGAAGAGGUGACAGUGGAGAUAAAGCAAGAUGCCAAACAAAAAUCCGAGGACAGUACAAAGUCAAAAAGCGAAGACGUCUGUAGCAAGUUCACCGAGAAAAAGCCUUGAAAUAUUUUUGACUGAUUUUUGUUAACACUUCGUGUAUUAUUAAUUGUUAAGCUGUUUAAUUAAUCUUUGGUUAUUUAAAAAUAAAGCUGUGUCUAGUCAAG